AUGGAAAUGACUGCGGAGGAAGCCCUUGUGCAAGCAAGAGAUGCUUGGCACUACAUUUCCAAGAAUCUCGAUGAAGUCCUGCGGAAUGAGGAGGCUUUUUACGAUGUUGAGAACAUCGCUGGGCAUCCAAACGCCCGCAUCUCGAUCAUGGCCCUCAAGGACAUGCGCGAAAAAGCCGAGGCAUAUCUGAGGGAGACGCUUUGCGAGUUGGACGAUUUUAUCAGUUUGUAUGCGAAUGAGUAUCAUUGGGAGGACAUGCUGCGAGAAGCCAAACAUGGAACCCGCGAAUUGAUCAAGAGGCUGGAUGCCGCCAUCGCGUUCCGGAUGGCGACCAAGGAUCAGGAACAAGCGGCCCUGAAUGAGCAGCUGUCUUCCGGGCUCGUCAAUCUGAGGAUCGGGAUGAAGCGUCCGGCCUCGUGGUGCUUUCCGCAACAG
Mesorhabditis spiculigera is the source of this 435-nucleotide messenger RNA. Lineage: Eukaryota; Metazoa; Nematoda; Chromadorea; Rhabditida; Rhabditidae. The record is from the annotation of a GenBank genome assembly.